AUGGAAGAAACGCAAGUGAGCAACACCAUAAGAAAAGCCCUUUUAGUCAUAAACUGUUUAAUACUAGCCAUCGGAAACUGCGGCGGACCAAUGAUAAUGCGUCUAUAUUUCAUCAAAGGAGGCAAGAGAAUUUGGUUCUCGAGCUGGCUACAGAGUGGAGGAUGGCCUAUCAUUUUCAUCCCGUUACUCAUCUCCUAUUAUUACCGCCGUAAAACACAAGGUUCCCAAAACACAAAACUGGUCCUCAUGAAAUACCCGGUUUUCGUCGCCACAGCAGUCAUCGGCGUACUCACCGGUUUAGACAAUUACCUGUACGCCUACGGGGUUGCCCGGCUUCCCGUGUCGACCGCGGCCAUCGUGAUCGCGUCCCAGCUCGGUUUUACGGCGUUUUUUGCUUUCUUUCUCGUGAAACAAAAGUUUACUCCCUAUUCGGUCAACGCCAUCGUUUUGUUGACUUUUGGAGCCGGGGUUUUGGCGCUGCAUAGCAGCGGAGACCGGCCUAAAGAUCAGUCGAAAAUGUCAUACGUUUUGGGGUUUAUUAUGACACUGGCGGCUGCGGCUUUGUAUGGGUUGAUUUUGCCUAUGGUGGAGUUGAUGUAUAUGAAGGCUAAGCAAGCUAUUACUUAUACUUUGGUGUUAGAGAUUCAGCUGGUCAUGUGCUUCUUUGCCACUGCUUUUUGCACUGUGGGGAUGCUCGUAAACCAUGAUUUUCAGGCACUUCCGAGGGAAGCAAGAGAAUAUGAGCUAGGAGAAACAAAAUACAACCUUGUGAUAGUAUGGAGUGCCAUAGUUUGGCAAUUCUUCUUUUUGGGAGCUAUUGGGGUAGUCUCAUGUGCAUCAUCAUUAGUCUCAGGGAUAAUGAUGGCGGUUUUACUACCAGUCACACAAGUUUUAGCUGUUAUUUUCUUCAAAGAAAAAUUCCAAGCUUUGAAAGGCGUUGCCCUUGUCCUUUCCCUUUGGGGUUUUGUUUCGUAUUUUUAUGGCGAAAUUAAACAUAACAACAAGUCUGAGUUGGAAGAGAAGACCCCUUUUCGAGCUACAGAGAUGAUGGUUACUCCCACGACUGACCCUUAG
Messenger RNA from Oldenlandia corymbosa var. corymbosa, 1074 nucleotides. Lineage: Eukaryota; Viridiplantae; Streptophyta; Magnoliopsida; Gentianales; Rubiaceae. The record is from the annotation of a GenBank genome assembly.